Molecule: messenger RNA, 1109 nt
Organism: Lingula anatina
Lineage: Eukaryota; Metazoa; Brachiopoda; Lingulata; Lingulida; Lingulidae
Cellular component (GO): cytoplasm
Molecular function (GO): ubiquitin-protein transferase activity; protein binding
Source: RefSeq, a predicted model, not a curated record
ACCUUGAUGUUAAUGACCUUGGAAGAACUCCCACUGAAACAGAAUUGGACACAAGUUUGUCAGAGCUCUUAGAACAGCAAGGCAUUAUGGAGGGCAGGGAUGAUGAGGGACUCCUUGAGACGAGUGAAAAAAUAGAAGUGCACCAAAGAGCAGCAGUUCCUCACGACAGUCAGACCAACCAGCUCAACAUAGGCAGCAGACAGUCAUCAGUGGUCAUCAGCCAGUUUUCCAAAGUGCAUGAAUAUGAGGAGAUCUUCAGCAGCCUUGCCAGGUACUGUGUUGUCACUCUGUCUAACUCAGCUGUCCAGAGAGUCCACCGCAAUAAGCUUACCAACCUUGGAGCUGUACACACCAUGUGGUCAACUCUUUUGUGUGGAGGAACUGCUCUGAAAAACCAGUUAUCACUCCCAGUGUGUGCAACAUUAUCCCGGCUAUGUUGUCCAGUGUCCUCUCACAGUAAGGCAGUAGUCCUCAGUGAUCAGAACAAGACUGCAGGGCUGCAGCUCAGUGCAGAUCAGCUAGAGAUUAGAAAUGACACGUGGACAUUUGAAAGUAUAAGAGCAUCCCAUGGGAUCAAACUUUGUUCCCAGAAUGAGUAUAAAGACUCCUUGCCUAUGGGAUGGUAUUAUGAGGUCAACAUUAAGUCUAGCAGCAUAAUCCAGAUAGGUUUUGCCAAUGAAAGCUGUGUCUUCCAGCCAGAAAAGGGGUUGGGCGUUGGAGAUGAUAAAAACUCAUGUGCAUUUGAUGGUGGAAGAUGUAAGAAGUGGAAUGGAUCAAUAACUGAACUGGAGGACAAUAAUUAUGGGGAAGAAUGGAGUGAUGGGGACAUGAUCAGCUGUUGUCUGUCCAGAGAUGGUCAGGUGUCAUUUUGGUUAAAUGGAAAAGAUCUGGGGGUGGCCUUUACUGGACUGGACCUCAGCAAGAUUUGGUUUCCUGCUGUUUCUGUCUCCACAGAGCAACAAGUCAGAGUAAAUUUUGGGAGUUCACCAUUCAAAUAUGCAAAACCUGAUGGCUAUGCUUCUGUCAGUUGUUUGAGCAAGUCUGAGAUGGGUGAGACUGGUUAUCUUGAAGAUGGUCAAAUAAGGGAUAAGGUAGGAUUUAGUUGUUGA